CACUUUCCUCGCGUCGGUGGAAAAAGGGAAAGCGAAGGCGGCGGAGGAGGAGGAAGGAGGAGGGAAGGCGUCUUUGCUCCUCUGCGGGUUCCCCUGGGGAGCAACCUCCCCCUACCCCUCCUCCGCCAUGGCCUCGGAUGGGAAAAGGGAGCCCGAUAACGAGGGCAGCAUCAAGUUAUCAGCAGAUGUCAAACCGUUUGUCCCAAAAUAUGCUGUGCUUAAUGUGGCAUGGUCAGAAUCCUCAGACGCAUGUGUCUUCCCUAACUUCGCAACUACAUGCUAUCCAUUUGUUCAGGAACUACCUGUGACUGAACAGAAGGCUUAUACCGAAGAUGUCUCUCUUGGAUCUUCUUCACCUUUCUCAUCUCAGUAUUCAUCUGCUGAUAUUGCUGUUGAUCAUCAGUGCACCUCUUCUCAUUCACCUGUGUCUACACAAAGUGUUUGUUCAGUACCUGGCUCACAGUAUGAUUAUAACCACCCUAAAUGUUAUAGUAAUGUGCAAAUAGUUAAAUCCAGAGAUGAACAAAUUUGUUCUGUCCCACAAGAAACUAAAAGCCUAUUUAAGAAAAGAAUGACAUGUAAUGAGCAAAAAUUAAACAGUAAAGUGACUGAAGGAAAUUCAUUCUCUGCUAUAAAACCAGCUAAAGGUUCCCAUCAGAUUUAUACCUACUCUGAAGGUGGUUCAAAAUCAGAGGUUUAUCAUAAACGUGCAGACCGGAGACCUAAAACCAGCCAAAAAAAUGUGUGUUCUUCCAAACCUGAAUUUGAACUUAAGCUGUUGGAUUUUCCUAAACUGCAAGGCUCUCGGAACAGUGACAUACCUGAAGUACAAAAGCAACCCAAGUGGGGACCUUUGAGCUCCACUGCUAGUGAUAUAUGCCUCAUAAGAGAAGUGGUGAAACCUACAUCAAAGGAAGAAUUAGUUGUGAAAGCUGAAACAGCUACAUCUGAGCCUGAGAAUGACACCAAUUCCCCCUCUUCUACAAGAGAGCUGUCUUGGACACCAAUGGGUUAUGUUGUUCGGCCAACAACCACUGAAGCACCAGCCCUUAAAAAUGUUACUUCACUGGUAAACACAAAGAAAAGUGGUUCAUCAGUAACCCCUAAGAAACUUACUGCAUCAUUCUCAUCACCUGAAGUUCUAACUACCAAUGCUUACAACAAAGAAAAACAAAUAGCUCAGAAUUCUAAAAAGACAAAAACCAACAAUAUGUGUGAAAUUGACCAGGAAGAAAUGAGAAAGAACAAGAAAAAGAAAAAGAAGCCUAAAGCAAAUUAUGGAACGCUUGUGGUCCAGGAGCCACCAAGAAUUGAAGAUAUUGAAGAGUUUCCUAAUCUGGCAGUUGCUUCUGAAAGAAAAAACAAACUGGAGCCAUCAAAAUGUUUAUCUAAACACCAACCAGAGAAUUCUGAAGAACUUGUUAACCAUACACUGACUUCUGACAGAAGAAAUGGACCACAGUCGUCAAAAUUUCACUCUAAACAGCAACCAGAGACUACUACAAAAAAGUUUGGGAAGAAGAGUCAAAUUCCAGUGAAGUUGGAUUUGGGAGGAAUGCUGGCUGCAUUGGAAAAAAAGCAGCAUUCACAGAAUUCAAAACAGUCUUCCAAACCUAUUGUAGUUUCUGUUGGUGCAGUCCCAGUACUUUCCAAAGAAUUAGCAACAUCAGUGAAAAAUCACCGGUUAAAUCAAGUGAUGUCUCCUCAUAAUCCAUUGGAUUCCAGUUCUCCAUUAAUAAAGAAGGGCAAGCAAAGGGAAGUCCCAAAGGUCAAAAAGCCAACAUCCCUGAAGAAGAUUAUUUUGAAAGAGCGAGAAGAGAGAAAACAGAAACAUCUCUUAGAACAGCUUUCCGUUCCAGCCUUUGCUGAGAAGAUUCAGCAAGAUUUGGCGAAUAAUGUUAAUAAUAAGUCAGCUGACCAGGUUGCCCAGCCAGAUUUUGAGCAAAUAGAAGAAACAGAAGAAUCAGUCCCUAACUCUUCUACUGUUGAAGUGGAAAACACAUCAGAAGAGACCCUAGGUGAACGCCAGCAGGAUGCAGAAGUUGGCCACAUUGUUACGCAGCCAGUUCCUCCUUUUCCAAAGAUCCAUAGUAGGAGAUUUAGAGAUUACUGCAGUCAGAUGCUUAGUAAAGAAGUUGAUGAUUGUGUGAUGGAUCUUUUAAAAGAACUGGUACGCUUUCAAGAUCGUAUGUAUCAGAAAGAUCCAGUAAAGGCAAAGACCAAACGUCGGCUUGUGAUGGGACUCAGGGAAGUGCUCAAACAUCUGAAACUCAAAAAACUAAAAUGUGUUAUUAUUUCUCCAAACUGUGAAAAGAGCAAGUCAAAAGGUGGGUUGGAUGAGACAUUGCAUACCAUUAUCGAUUAUGCCUGUGAACAGAAUGUCCCAUUUGUGUUUGCUCUCAACCGAAAAGCUCUGGGGCGGAGUGUAAACAAAGUAGUACCAGUCAGUGUGGUAGGAAUUUUCAGCUAUGACGGUGCGCAGGAUCAAUUUCACAAGAUGAUAGAGCUUACGAUGGAAGCCAGACAGGCAUAUAAGGUUAUGUUAGCCACUUUAAAAGAAGGAGCUGAAGCAGUAGAGACAGAGAAUCCUCUACCCCCAUCGCUUACUCCACAGGGCCAGAGUUGCUCUUCAGAACUUAGUAAAACAACUGACACAACAAAAGAGGAAGAACCAAAUUACAUUAAAAUCUGGAAGAAAAAUCUUGAAGAAUAUAAUCCAUAUGCACUGGAACUAGAGAAGACUUCAACCACUGAAAUGCUAAACUUGAAUUUAUGAGAAAAGAAUACUUGUUUUGGGGUGGAGGGGUAGGGAAAAGAUGAUCAUUUUGUGUUCUCUCUCCCCUUUUCUCCUCAAUUCUUUAUGAACGUUUUAAAAUAUUUUGUAUGAUUAUUUAAUUUCAAAAUUAAUUGAUGGUUUAAUACAGUAUUUGUUGAUAAAUGAUA
Messenger RNA from Phascolarctos cinereus (koala), 2943 nucleotides. It is a transcript of the gene SECISBP2, whose product is annotated as SECIS binding protein 2. The record is from RefSeq and is a predicted model, not a curated record. Gene Ontology annotation, cellular component: mitochondrion; ribonucleoprotein complex. Gene Ontology annotation, biological process: selenocysteine incorporation. NCBI's taxonomy places the organism in Eukaryota, Metazoa, Chordata, Mammalia, Diprotodontia, Phascolarctidae. Gene Ontology annotation, molecular function: selenocysteine insertion sequence binding; ribonucleoprotein complex binding; mRNA 3'-UTR binding.